This is a messenger RNA of Durio zibethinus, 1902 nucleotides long. RefSeq names its product plant intracellular Ras-group-related LRR protein 9-like. The record is from RefSeq and is a predicted model, not a curated record. Gene Ontology annotation, cellular component: cytoplasm. NCBI's taxonomy places the organism in Eukaryota, Viridiplantae, Streptophyta, Magnoliopsida, Malvales, Malvaceae. Gene Ontology annotation, molecular function: protein binding.
UCUCGACGGAUGAUAGGAGAUAGGAGCGAGUACAACUUCUAAAAGCUCGGCAGCCAAGAACUACUCCUAUUCUCCAAAUCCUCCGCCCUCAAAAUGGAUCCCAACCCCAAAAGCUACCCGCUCCUCUCCUACGUCAUGUCUCGCUUCCCUUCCAUCGGACCAACCUCCAAACUCCUUUCCACACCCCGCUUCGAUCAUGCAUUCGACCUCGAACAACCCCCGCCAAUUCACGAUCCCUCUGCACCUUCCUCCUCCACCAAUCCGCCACAAAUCGCGGACCAAAUGCCCCAACUAUCCCAUCCUAAUGUCCUCGCCUUCAUGACCCAUGCAGUCUCCGACGUGGCUCAAACCCGCUCAAUUCUCCAAACCCUGGGCCCACGACCCGACCACGAGUCCGUUGACAUGGCCCGCUCCAAACUCGCGGAGAUCGAGUCCAGCCUCUCCAAAUCUAUGGAAGAACUGGUCCUGUCUCCUCGACCCAUGGAGUUGGAUCGAGUCGAGUGGCGGGCCCGCUUGGCCGAUGAAGAGCAACAGAUUCGACAACAAGUUGACAAGGAGAAAUCUAUUUACAAAUCGAUUUUGCAAUUGGACGAAAUGCACGAGGCGUACGGGAAGCUUCUGAAGGAAGCGGAGGAGAGGCUGGUUAAGAUUUAUGAGAAGGCGGGAAAAGUGGCGGAAAAUUCGGAGGUAGUUGAGGAGGAUAAUGUCAAUGUGGAUGUUGUUGGGGUGCUGGAGGAAGCGCAAGGGAGAGGUUUGCAAAGAGUGGAUUUGUCUGCAAGGAAGCUCAGGCUUUUGCCCGGAGCCUUUGGCAAGAUUACGGGCCUGCUUUUCCUUAAUCUUUCCAGUAAUCAGCUUGAGGUUAUUCCUGACUCAAUUGCUGGAUUAGAAAAACUUGAGGAGCUUAAUCUUUCAUCAAAUCUUCUGGAAUCACUGCCAGACUCGAUUGGGUUGCUUCAGAACUUGAAAAUCUUGGAUGUCUCUGGGAAUAAACUGAAUGCCUUACCAGACACCAUUUGUCAUUGCAGGUCUUUGAUAGAGUUGGAUGUGAGCUUCAACUCCCUGUCAUACUUGCCAACUAAUCUUGGAAAUGAAUUAGGAAAUCUGCAAGGGCUUUCAAUUCAUUUGAACAAGAUCCGAUCCUUGCCCACUUCUAUUGGUGAGAUGACUUCUUUGCGUUUUCUGGAUGCUCACUUCAAUGAACUUUCUGGUCUUCCAGAUGAAAUUGGAAGAUUGACAAAUCUUGAGAUCCUCAAUCUGAGCAGUAAUUUCAGUGAUUUGAGGGAACUUCCUGACACUCUUGGUGAAUUGACCAACCUUAAAGAGCUUGAUCUCAGUAACAACCAAAUUCAAGCUCUUCCUGAUACAUUUGGUCGGCUUGAAAAACUGACCAAACUCAAAUUGCAACAAAAUCCUCUUGUCAUUCCACCUUUGGAAAUAGUAAACCUAGGGGUUGAUGCUGUCAAGACAUUCAUGGCUAAGAGGUGGCUGGACAUACUUGUUGAGAAAGAAAGAAAGUGCAUGCUAGAAGUAAAUGAACAGGCACAGACUGGGUGGUUAACACGCAGUGCCUCUUGGUUGAAGAACUACGUUUCAGUUGUCGGUGAGAGUGUGUCAGGUUACCUGGGAGCUGCUGGAGGAUCUCCUAGGGACCCUUAUCUUGAUGAGCAGCGAUAAUUUCAUAGUCCAAAUUACUUCCAGUUUGCUGCCAACUUCAAUUAUUGAUGGUUUUUUUUUUUUUUUUUUUCAUUUUCCCUUAAGCUUCAAUUCCAUCUUUAGGGUGGAAAAGCUAACAAAUUUUGUUCUUGUUCUGAUUCUCGAAUGUGAGUUUUGGAGGAAAAUAAUGUGGGAAGAACCGUGCUAUUUUGUUUUUCAUUUUAUCACAGCUUUAAUGGCCCUGGUGAU